AUGGAUCAUCGUCUUGAGCGCCAAACUCAGCAAGGCCGUGCAAGCACUCGUUCAGAAACUCUAACGCCCGUUCUCAUUCCCACCAUAGACAAGGUCGAUGCUUUUGCCACACCUGUAGUUGACAGUUCCAACCUGAGUCCAACUAGGCAGGGUGACAAUAUGGACAGCAGUCACACCCCCGAUACGUCUGACGAAGACGUUCCUAAAGAGCACAAAACCAUUGUGUUCUUGCCGCCGCCUCAAUAUCCAGCUAUUCAAUUCGACAUUGCCGGCCACGCAACCUGGGGUGAUAAUGCGUACAGUUUGAUUCCUCAAACGCAGAACCUGGUUGAAGCUAUCCGACUGAGACGCCAUGACCAGGAUCGUUUACUCCGUCAGAGGAUUCUUACUGUUGAGAACUCUUCUGUCUGGUUCGGAAUGCGUCUCCCAGCAGGCGUCAAGCAAAGGGAUUUCCUGGCUGCCCCAAAACCGUCGGUUAAUCGUGCCCGCCGUCAAGUCGUUGCCAUUGACUGUGAAAUGGUCGGAGUCAACGCUGGCAAACCUGGAGAGAACUGGGAAAGAAGCGAGUUGGGUCAAAUUUGUGCAGUCGAUGUCUUGACCGGCGAGAUUCUCGUAAACAUGCUGGUGCUUCCUGCAGAGAGAGUCAUCAACUGGCGCAAGAGAUUCAGUGGUCUCUCAUAUCCCGCCAUGAUUCAAGCCGACAAGGAAGGCAGACUCCUUCGCGGAUGGAAGGCAGCUCGUACAAAGCUUUGCAGCUACAUCGACACCAAUACAAUCAUUAUUGGACACAGCGUGGAGAAUGACCUCCAUAUGCUACGCCUCGCGCACAGCAACAUUGUGGACACCUCCAUUCAGACGGCCGAGGCUGUAUUUGGCGACAAGCUGAGCUUUGACAGGAUCUGGAGCCUCAAGGAUCUAGCCAAGGCACUUCCCAAGAUCAACAUACAGAACAGCAGACAGGGACACGACUGUGUCGAGGACACCCUGGCCACGCGAGAGGUGGCCUUGUGGGCCAUUUGCUACCCCGAACAGCUUGCCGCUUGGGCUGCGCAGAUGAGAAUUGAUUUGAAGAAGAAGAGAAUGGAGCUCGAGAAGAAGCUUAAGGAGCAGGCCAAGAAGAGGGCAGCAGAAAAGAGGAUGCUAGAGGAGGCCGCUAUGCAGCAAGUCGACUCGACGAUGUCUCAGUUGGUCCUAGCAUAG
Molecule: messenger RNA, 1200 nt
Organism: Pestalotiopsis fici W106-1
Lineage: Eukaryota; Fungi; Ascomycota; Sordariomycetes; Amphisphaeriales; Sporocadaceae
Exons: 2
Coding region: 1-1200 (399 amino acids)
Biological process (GO): rRNA processing; ribosomal large subunit assembly
Cellular component (GO): nucleus
Molecular function (GO): exonuclease activity; nucleic acid binding
Source: RefSeq, a predicted model, not a curated record